Messenger RNA from Diaporthe citri, 702 nucleotides. RefSeq lists its product as uncharacterized. The transcript has 2 exons. The coding region runs from base 1 to 702 and encodes 233 amino acids. The record is from RefSeq and is a predicted model, not a curated record. NCBI's taxonomy places the organism in Eukaryota, Fungi, Ascomycota, Sordariomycetes, Diaporthales, Diaporthaceae.
AUGUCAGAGGAAGACGAGAAGAAAUGCACACCUCGCCCUAUUGUCCCGCAUAUCCCAGAAUGUGAGCCGAUCCAUGAAUUCGAUGACUUCGUCGCCUUCCUCAAUCGGAAGUGCUCUGGACCUCAAAGCAACGCGCUCUCACACAUCCCUGAGAAUGCCAAUAGCGACAGCAGCGACUCUGGGACCGUUGAAACUGCCGACCACAGCUCAUUCAGUCUGGAGCAGCGGGGUGUAGACGAGCCGUACCAUCCCUCCCUGAAGCCAAUCUAUGACGACUGCAAUGUCUUGGGAGGACCCGGAAAAACACACAAUGAUUCGGGGUCGGGCAGGGUCGAUGAACUCUCGUCCCAGCCUAAUACUAUCGACAAUGAUUUACUUGAUGAGAUCUUCGACACGGACGGCGUGGUCCCAGUCGCUGACGACGACGACCUCCCCCGCCGACCCCAGGUGACCGCCGCUCCUGAGGCAACGCAAGCUGCUUGGCCCAUCGAAGGGUUUCCUUGGGUAGACCUGGAGCCGUUCUUCCAGGAGUGCGAGCAUGCUGAUGGCUUCGAUUCUCUAGAAGAUUGCGUGUACGAAAAGAUGAGGGAGGAUGUGUGCUCCAGCAACCCCGGAGACGAAUCAUGCCAGGUCCCUCGGGCGACCUUGAUCAAUGAACGCGACUUGCCUCUCUACACCAAGGCCGCCGCCCUCAGAUAUUGA